GAGCCUGUGGGUCUCGGCACCAGGGGUUUGUGGAUGAGGAGCAGCUCCAGCUCAGGGCGGACCCCAGCCUCCAGGAGCAGGAAGACAGAGGACAUGUCCCGGCUGGUCUUCAGGGAGUGAACAGGGCGUGUUUGAUCCCGGCAUGGAGCCGGAGUGUUGGCGGCUGUGAGGACCGGAGGAGGACCACCCUGCUGCUGAUGGAGCGGCUCUGAACUUUGAGCAGCAUGGAGCAGACCGGUCCGCUCCCGGUCCUACAGUCCCGUCGGUGAGACUUCAGUGUCGGAGGUGAUGCUUCUUCAUUUCCUCUCUGCUCGCAGUAGUUUCGGUGAGAUUUGCUCUGACCCACGAUGGCCCGCUUCGAAGACGAACCAUCCAGCCGCUACGGAGGCAGCUGUCCCGCGGGGCCGCCCCGAGCCGGGGCCAGCCGGCAGCCGGGGCCUCCGGGGGGCCAGCGGAUGUACAAGCAGACCAUGGCCCAGAGAGCCCGGACCAUGGCUAUUUACAACCCGAUCCCGGUCAAACAGAACUGCCUGACGGUGAACCGCUCCCUCUUCAUCUUCAGCGAGGACAACAUCAUCCGGAAGUAUGCCAAGAAGAUCACAGAGUGGCCUCCAUUUGAGUACAUGAUCCUGGCUACCAUCAUAGCAAACUGCAUUGUCCUGGCUUUGGAGCAGCACCUGCCAGUCUCAGAUAAAACCCCGCUGUCAGAACGUUUGGAUGACACAGAGCCCUACUUUAUUGGAAUAUUUUGUUUUGAAGCUGGAAUCAAGAUCAUUGCUCUGGGCUUUGCUUUUCACAAAGGCUCCUACCUCCGUAAUGGCUGGAACGUAAUGGACUUUGUGGUGGUCCUAACAGGGAUUUUGGCCACGGUGGGGGCUGACUUUGACCUGAGAACGCUGAGAGCAGUGAGGGUACUGCGGCCCCUUAAACUCGUCUCUGGCAUUCCAAGUCUUCAGGUGGUGUUGAAGUCGAUAAUGAAAGCCAUGGUGCCUCUGCUGCAGAUCGGCUUGCUGCUCUUCUUCGCCAUCCUCAUGUUCGCCAUCAUCGGUCUGGACUUCUACAUGGGCAGGUUCCAUCUCACAUGUUUCAGGAUCGACACAAAAGAGCGGGCAGCAGAUUACCCCUGUGGCCACGUGGCUCCGGCUCGGACCUGUGAAAACGGGACUAUCUGCAGAGAUUACUGGCUCGGACCUAAUUUUGGGAUUACCAAUUUUGACAACAUCCUUUUUGCUGUUCUCACCGUCUUUCAGUGCAUCACCAUGGAGGGAUGGGUGGACAUCCUGUACAAUGCCAAUGACGCCACAGGAAACACGUGGAACUGGCUCUACUUCAUCCCCCUCAUCAUCAUCGGUUCCUUCUUCAUGCUCAACCUGGUGCUUGGUGUCCUGUCAGGGGAAUUUGCAAAAGAAAGGGAGCGUGUGGAGAAGAGGCAGGAGUUCUUGAAGCUUCGCAGACAACAACAAAUUGAGAGAGAGUUAACUGGUUACCUGGAGUGGAUCUGCAAAGCAGAGGAAGUGAUGCUGGCAGAAGAAGAUAAAAACGCAGAGGAGAAAUCCCUGGAUGGAGCAUGGUACAAAAGAAAACACAACAACUCUGUGGCCCCCCAGGGUCCCCGUUUGCACGGGCCAGUGUGAAGAGCAAGAACGAGAGCUCAUCUUACUUAAGAAGAAAAGAAAAAAGGAUUCGCUUCACCAUCCGCCACCUGGUCAAGUCUCAGACCUUCUACUGGACUGUACUGUGUCUGGUUGGCCUCAAUACGCUGUGUGUGGCCAUAGUACACUAUGACCAGCCUGAGUGGCUAACUUAUGCAUUAUAUCUGGCUGAGUUUGUGUUCCUGGGCUUGUUCCUGGUUGAGAUGUCCAUGAAAAUGUACGGCCUUGGACCUCAGAACUACUUUCACUCUUCGUUCAACUGUUUUGACUUUGGGGUGAUUAUCGGCAGUAUUUUUGAGGUGAUCUGGGCUGCAAUGAAACCUGGUGCCUCAUUUGGGAUCAGUGUCCUUCGAGCACUAAGACUACUCCGGAUCUUCAAAGUCACCAAGUACUGGAACUCUUUGAGGAACUUGGUAGUAUCACUACUCAACUCCAUGAAGUCCAUAAUCAGUCUGCUGUUCCUGCUCUUCCUCUUCAUCGUUGUGUUUGCUCUGCUGGGCAUGCAGCUGUUCGGUGGACAGUUCAAUUUUGAAGAUGAAACACCAACAACUAACUUUGACACGUUCCCAGCAGCCAUCCUCACAGUGUUCCAGAUCCUAACAGGGGAGGACUGGAACGCUGUCAUGUACGACGGGAUUAAAUCACAGGGAGGUGUGCAUGGGGGAAUGUUCUCCUCCAUUUAUUUCAUCGUCCUCACUCUCUUUGGAAACUACACACUCCUAAAUGUCUUUUUGGCCAUUGCUGUUGACAACCUUGCAAACGCCCAGGAGCUGACUAAGGAUGAGGAGGAGCAGGAGGAGGCCAUCAAUAAGAAGCUUGCUCUCCAGAAGGCCAAGGAGAUAAAGGAGGUCAGCCCCAUGUCUGCUGCUAACAUUUCCCUCACAGCGAGUUAUGUCUGCACCCCAGUCCAUCACUACCUGAGUAAAGAGCAGCAGAGACCCAUGAAAGCUAUGUCAAUGUGGGAGCAGAAAGCCAGCCAGCUGCGGAGGCAGAACCGAGCGAGCUGCGAGGCUCUGUACGAGCCGGACGAGUCCGUCGGCCUGCCCUCAGACCUCCACAUCCGCCCCGACAUGAAGACCCACCUCGAUCGGCCCCUGGUUGUUGGCCACUGUGAUGGGCCUCUGCUGGGUGGCCAUCAGCAUCACUGUCACAAGGCCUGCACUUCAGAGGACGCCGAGACCACCGCUGAGCCACCUCCCACUUCUCACCAUCCUCGCCACCACCACCGCCACCGAGACAGAGAUCGGACCAAAGUAAACGACAAGACCAACGACAACUGUGACGGCAGCAAGGAGCGGAGGCACCACGUUCACCACAGCCGCUCCAAAGACCACGACUCCAGUCGAGUCAAAGAGGGGAGAGGCGAGAGGUCCCGCAGCAGAGAAGGCGGAAGGAGACAUCAUCAUCAUCAGACGUCAGUAGAUGAGAGYGCAGGUGUGGCUAUCACAAGUGAGAAAGAGCACCAUCGUCAUCAUUCUCAUCGACAGUCCAGAGGGGGGAAUGGAACAGUGAGCAGUGGAGGAGCGGGAGAGCGGAGACCCCACCGAAAAGAUGGAUCUAACAGGGACAGUGACCGAAGUACCAGAGGAGACAGCAGAGCCAACGGAGAGAGGAGGAGACAUCGCACUCAUGGGUCCAGAGGCCAGUCCAAAGAUGAAGGAGAGGAAACCAGCGAGAGAGACAAGAUACUUACUAACAGGUUUGGAGACUCCGAGGGAGAGUCCUCCCAGCAGCAGGGCUCCGGGGGAACGCCUGGCUUCCCAGAGGACACGGACAACCAGAGAAAUGUUCAACGCACAGACCAAACCUCCAUCCACAUUCCUCCUGUGACUGUCACCUCCCCACCAGGAGACAUGUCACACAUGCCAAUGAACAGUAUUGACUGUGAAGCACUGCCUAUGAAUGAGAAGAACUUGGAGGAUCUCUGUCAGUCUGGACCAAGACCCAUCCUGCCUCACAGCUCAAUGUUCAUCUUUGGACAGACCAAUCCGGUGAGGCGGUUGUGUCACUACGUUGUGACGCUGCGGUACUUUGAGAUGUCCAUCCUGGUUGUCAUUGCAAUGAGCAGCAUCGCCCUGGCAGCAGAGGACCCCGUGUGGACCCACGCUCCUCGCAACAAUGUCCUCAAAUAUCUGGACUAUGCCUUCACUGGAGUUUUCACUUUUGAAAUGGUGAUCAAAAUGGUAGACCUGGGCCUGCUGCUUCAUCCUGGAUCCUACUUCAGAGACCUGUGGAACAUUCUGGACUUUAUUGUGGUCAGUGGGGCGCUGGUGGCAUUUGCAUUUUCGGGGACUAAAGGCAAAGAUAUCAGCACCAUUAAGUCCCUGAGGGUCCUACGAGUUCUCAGGCCUCUCAAGACCAUCAAACGACUGCCCAAACUAAAGGCGGUGUUUGACUGCGUGGUCAACUCUCUGAAGAACGUGCUGAACAUCCUCAUCGUUUACAUCCUCUUCAUGUUCAUUUUUGCUGUUAUUGCAGUUCAGCUAUUCAAGGGCAAAUUCUUCUAUUGCACCGAUGAGUCCAAAACCUUGGAAAAGGACUGCAAAGGACAGUUCCUAGACUACGACAAAGAUGAGGUGGCAGCAAUGCCCCGAGAGUGGAAGAAAUACGAGUUCCACUAUGACAACGUGCUGUGGGCAUUCCUGACUCUUUUCACCGUGUCCACGGGAGAGGGCUGGCCCACUGUUUUGAAGCACUCUGUGGAUGCCACCUUUGAAGACCAGGGCCCCAGUCCAGGCUAUCGAAUAGAAAUGUCUAUCUUCUAUGUGGUCUACUUUGUGGUCUUCCCUUUCUUCUUUGUCAACAUCUUUGUUGCUUUGAUCAUUAUUACCUUCCAGGAGCAAGGAGACAAGGCUCUGUCUGAGUGUAGCUUGGAAAAGAAUGAGAGGGCUUGUAUUGACUUUGCCAUAAACGCCAAGCCUCUGACGCGCUACAUGCCUGAGGACACACAGUCCUUCCAGUACAGGAUGUGGAAGUUUGUCGUCUCAGCUCCGUUUGAGUACUCCAUCAUGAUAAUGAUUGCUGUCAACACAGUUGUUCUCAUGAUGAAGUUUCAUGGAGCUCCAGACUACUACGAUGCCAUGCUGAAGUACCUCAACAUAGUGUUCACCACUCUCUUCUCUCUGGAGUGCAUUCUGAAGAUCAUUGCUUUUGGUCUACUGAAUUAUCUGAAGGAUGCCUGGAAUGUGUUUGAYUUUGUGACAGUGUUGGGCAGCAUCACUGACAUCCUGGUAACUGAAAUCAAUACUACGGACAGGCUGCUGAAUCUGAGCUUCCUGAGGCUUUUUCGAGCUGCUCGCCUCAUCAAGCUGCUGAGGCAGGGCUACACCAUCCGCAUCCUGCUGUGGACCUUUGUCCAGUCGUUUAAGGCUCUGCCAUAUGUGUGUCUGCUGAUUGCCAUGCUGUUCUUUAUAUACGCCAUCAUAGGGAUGCAGGUGUUUGGUAACAUUAAGUUGAAUGACGACACAUCUAUAAACCAUCACAACAACUUCCGCACCUUUCUCCAGGCUCUCAUGCUGCUGUUCAGGAGUGCGACRGGAGAGGCCUGGCAUGAGAUCAUGUUGUCCUGUCUGAGCCAUCGAGCCUGCGACGAGCGCUCAGGGACCCACGGCAAAGAGUGCGGCAGUGAUUUCGCCUACUUCUACUUCGUCUCCUUUAUCUUCUUGUGCUCCUUCCUGAUGCUGAACCUGUUUGUGGCUGUCAUAAUGGAUAACUUUGAAUAUCUUACCAGAGACUCCUCCAUCCUGGGACCUCAUCACCUGGAUGAGUUUAUMCGGGUUUGGGCCGAGUAUGACCCUGCUGCUUGUGGCCGUAUCAAGUACCUCGAUAUGUAUCAGAUGCUGCUCCACAUGUCCCCACCCUUAGGUUUGGGAAAGAAAUGUCCACCAAGAGUCGCCUACAAGCGCCUUGUCAAAAUGAACAUGCCCAUUGCUGAUGACAACACGGUUCACUUCACCUCCACCCUGAUGGCCCUGAUUCGUACUGCGCUGGAGAUAAAACUGGCUUCAGGAAUAGUGGUCCAGCGAUUACUGGAUGCUGAGUUAAAGAAAGAAUUGUCCACAGUGUGGCCAAAUCUUUCUCAGAAGACUCUGGACCUGUUGGUGACGCCACACAAACCAGUGCAAGGUCGGGGCUCUGUUUAAGCCAUUGCUGCCUCUGACUCACAUGCAGGGCUCGCCCAGCCUUCUUCAGCCAAAGUCCAGUUCACCUCAGCGUCUGGCCAGUUCAAACUCCAUCAACAACGGAGGCAUGCUGCCAGGAUAUGACCUCAAACCCAAGCCAACGUCUUCCUGGGAGACGGAGAAGCCCAAAGACGUGGCCCGUGAUAGAACAAAGAGAUCCAUGUCCAAGGGUCCGUCGGAGGACAGAACAGACCCUGCCCUUAAUAAGGUGUCCGUAGAGAUGAAGAACAUGGAGUCCAGUGUUAACAGUACUAUACCAGUUCCUGGUUCAGGUUUGGAGAGCCAGGGCAGAGCUACUUCUAUGCCUCGACUCAGCGCUGAGGUCCAGAACCCGUCCCACUUUGCUCCAGGCUCUCUUCUGAUGUCUGCCACUGAUACCAGCCUYAUGACGCGCUCAGCCUCCACUGUGGCUCCACAGCGCCCUCAGGAGGUCAACCUGAGGGACUACACGCUGGAGAAACCUCGCCAGGAGCGAAGCCACCACCAUCACCACCCCCACCACCGCUGUCACCAUCGCAGAGACAGAGAGCGGGACAGAGAGAAGAGGMAGAGGCCUUUGGAUGCCCUUCCGGGUGGGCAUCCUCCCAGUUUGACUGGUGCAGCAGAUGAGGCGGGAUCUGAACCGGCAGCUUCCAAAGACCAAGUCCACCACCGAGGACGCUCCCAUGAGAGGAAACAUCAUCACUCCUCUGCAGACAAGCAGCGCUACUACUCCUGUGAUCGCUACUGCAGCCGGGACCACUGCUCCACAAAAUCUGCCACUGCCAGCUGUGCUGCCUCCCCCAGCGAGGAGCAGGAAAACAGCAACAAGCAGGGUAGUGGUUGGGUUAAAGGCAGCCCAGCGGCACCGAGAUCCAGUUCUAGCACACCAAGCCGUGGACGUCGGCAGCUCCCACAGACCCCACUCACCCCACGGCCCGGGGUGGCAUACAGGACUGCACAUUCCUCCCCGGUGCACCUUGUGUCCAGCCAGGGCUUUCAGAGUCCCGGCAGACUAAGUCGUGGCCUGUCGGACCACAACGCCCUCCGUCACAGCGGUUCCUACCAUUUCCCCUGUCCCGUUACUCGGAUCAGCUCCGAACCAUUUCUGGGCCAGGGUUAUGGCGAGGCCUUGAGCAGUCCUUACGGCAGCUUCCAGGACCAGUUGGAUGUCUUCCAGGAUGCGGCUUCACUGUCCCCAAGUCCCAGUGCUGAAUGCUCAUCUCGGACCACACUGCCUCGCACCAUGGGAGCACUACUUCCAACUCUUGGUGUAGACCCUGGUGUACCCAACGGGUACCACUUAAGCAUCGGGGGAAGCACUAGCCCAGGCUCUGGCAAUAGAGCCCUGAGGUACAGGAGGUAGAGAAAGAUGAAUGGUGCUAGCAUGGCUUAAAACCAACCUUUUUAUUCCAUUUUAAAUGAAUUGCGAUGAGUUUUAUCAUCUUCUUUAAAGGCUUUAGUUUACAUCGUCACUUUCUGUUGAAAUGCUGGAUUUUAUUUUGAACUCAAAGAGGAAGGGGUAGAAGAAACAUUUAAAAACAGGUUGUUUUAAUUUGGGUUUUUAUUUAAAGUGAAGUCAAUGUAGUUUGUGGAGACCACGUUGUGUUCUGUGGCUGUUUAAUGUUUUUUGUUGACACCACCAUAUUGACCGUCAGACACUUUAUUAUUUUAUUUUAAGAACAACAGAUGCUGAAAUGCUGUGUUCUACAUCUGCUUCAGUCAGUUACUUUUUAUGCAAUGGAUCUGCAGCUAUACAUAAUGCAUAUUUACGUUUUUUAAGAGAUGCGUCAUGGUCUGUGCAGUUGGCUAAGACAUGAAAAGCAAACCUUUGUCCUUUUUUCUUUAGCAAAUGGAAGAACUGCCUUAUUCCAUAAGAAGCAGAUUCAGCCGCAGAAGGCUUUAUUCAGCGUCUUGUUUGCUUUGGGAUCUGGUUUUAUGCAGCUGUCACUGAUCACCAGCUAAUUUUUAAUGGUGUACUUUUUGUCAUGAUCAUUAAAUAAUACCAUAUUUCUUUAUACAACAUUUAAAGACAUAAUCUUGUGUUAGAAGACAGGUCUUUACACAGACAUAUUCAGUUUGUGCCAGCCUGGACUCUGUAAUACCUCGUUGUACAUCAUCAGUCCAACAUGACAGCAGGUAGUAGUGCUGCAGAGAGAGUAUUUUCUCUUACACAUUGUAUGUUCUCAAGUUCUUAUCAAGGAUGUGUGGGGACAUGUUGUAUAGUCAGUGAAGAAAGCAGAAAGAUAAACAAUGUACAGUACUAUAAAUACCUCACAGGGUUGAUACUUCUGCUUAAUUACCAGGAUAGUCUGGUCAUUUUUAAAGCCAGCUUUUUGAAGUAGUUGGUACUUAAACUGAGGGUAUUUGUGUAGUUUUAUAGGUUUACAAAACAACUUUUUCUUCAAAAUAACAAAGCAGUGUGAAUUUACAUUAGCUAAUAUUAAUGCUUUAUUUUUUUGUUACAGUUUUCUCAACCAAAGAACUUCACUCAUCAGCCUGGUCUGUGCUCAGCACACAUGUACAUUCUAACAUGGACACUGGUGACAACCCAAACAAACAAUGUCAUCCAUAGUUCCAAGUUUAAUAUCAGUUAACACACUGUUCUGUCAAAGCAGUUUGUCGUUUUGGAGAAAGAUUUUAUCUGAAGCUGAUAAAAGGUUUGACUAGUUCUUCUUGUGGUCUGGUUGUGUCUCUCUGACUGAUGUCUCAGCUGAUGACUCAUUUUAAAAAUGGCCAGAUUAUCUUUUAAAGGUUAAACAUUUAUGUUGAGAAAUGUUUUUAUUGAAUCAUUUGAACGUGUGCAGUUGAGGCUCUUGACCAGCAAACACAGGAAACCUUUAAAAGUUGACAGGUCCAGUUUGAACAGAAACACCACGUCCUGUAGUUUCUGCAGCACCCUGUUGACUUGUUGGAGAGGACGUAGCCAGGCUUUGUGAAUGUAAACCUGCUGCUCUGAGGCCCAUGUGCUGUACAAAUUUAAAGUCAAAAUAAGAAACAAAAAAAAAAACUAAGCUAACAGAAGACAUGCAUGUAGGUACUUUGGUUUUCUUCUACAAAACAAAAAUAUACAUUUUUUAGGUUCUCUGAAAAUUCUAAACUGUCUUCAGGUGUGAGUGUGAAAAGUUGUCUGUCUCGUUUGUCUUCAUGUGGACCUAACCCCCUGCCCAGAGUACCCCCCCACCACCACCACCACCACACAUUUCUUGCCCAUUGACCACUGAAGAUAGACACCAGCUUCCCACAGGUUCUUCUUUUGUUUGCUUCAGGUUGGGUUCUUCACAGCAGACCAUCUCGCCCUGUCCCUAUAGUUCCCAAACUGGGGGGUAUGAUCUCUAGGUGGGCCUGGGACCUAACCAGUGGGAGGGGCACAAUGUUGAUUAAUGUUUUUCUUUUUCCCAGGCUGUAACAUAUAGCAGGUGGAACUAAUGUUGCAGUGCAUUGUUGCAUCUCGGACCUAUUUUAUGCACACACAAAACAACAAAUCUGUUGCAGUCAGGCAGUUAUUGUUCAAUAAC
Molecule: messenger RNA, 9330 nt
Organism: Austrofundulus limnaeus
Lineage: Eukaryota; Metazoa; Chordata; Actinopteri; Cyprinodontiformes; Rivulidae
Gene: cacna1ba
Product: calcium channel, voltage-dependent, N type, alpha 1B subunit, a
Biological process (GO): calcium ion import across plasma membrane; chemical synaptic transmission
Cellular component (GO): neuronal cell body; membrane; voltage-gated calcium channel complex
Molecular function (GO): high voltage-gated calcium channel activity
Source: RefSeq, a predicted model, not a curated record